Molecule: messenger RNA, 2045 nt
Organism: Nymphaea colorata (pocket water lily)
Lineage: Eukaryota; Viridiplantae; Streptophyta; Magnoliopsida; Nymphaeales; Nymphaeaceae
Product: UDP-rhamnose/UDP-galactose transporter 6-like
Exons: 6
Coding region: 677-1675 (332 amino acids)
Cellular component (GO): Golgi apparatus
Molecular function (GO): UDP-galactose transmembrane transporter activity; antiporter activity
Source: RefSeq, a predicted model, not a curated record
UGCUCCUGCUCCUCCAUGCCUCCGCUUUUGUGCGUGACUCCCUCGCCCUCAAUCAGGUGGUAGGUAUCUCGGAAUUUUUUGUAUUCGCUCUGGUUUUUCUAGGCGGGAGAUCUUCCCCCUUUGCCGGUACCAGCUCCCGUUUCCGGCCGGCGGACACCUCGUUCGUCUUGGCGGGUGGAUCCGUCGCUGCGGGGAUUGCAAAUCUGAGUCGCCCGGUCCCUGGCCGACCGGCGAACUCAUCGGGCUCAGUAGGAAGUAGUCCCCGCAAUCUCUGGUCUCGAAGAUGUCCGUCGGAAGUAGAUCGGAAGCUGGCCUUGUGAGAUCGCAGUGCUGAAGAUCCACGAGAAAGAACAGGGCGCGGGAGUCCCGAGGUUCAGAUCGCUAGAAGUGAUUCAGAGAUCUCUGGAGUUCUUCCCUCUGGUUCAUCUUCUGUUCUUAAGGAGAUCGGUCGGGAAGAAAUUGCAGGGGGACUGGAACUACUCCGUAUGCCAAAGUCCUCAGUUGGAGAACCUUUAUAGAUCGUUCUUCUAGUAAAACGCAGCAGUGAGUGGAAACUGUCCGAAGGUGAACAAUUUGCUCUUUCGUAUUAGCUUAGUUCUGAGCGUUGGGGAAGAAUGGAGUCGUGAGGGAGAACACCCAAAGAGUAUUUCCUUUUCCCUUUUCUUUUGGCGAAGGAAUGGCGCCGUCUAGCAAGGCAGAAAAGAAGGCUGCAGUGGAUAUCGCAUCAUGGAUGUUCAAUGUUGUUACGUCAGUCGGAAUCAUCUUAGUCAACAAGGCUCUGAUGGCCACCUAUGGCUUUAGUUUUGCAACAACAUUAACUGGCUUACAUUUUGCGACCACAACCCUUAUGACUAUGGUUCUUAGAUGGAUGGGUUACAUACAGGCCUCUCAUCUACCAGUGUCAGAGCUUCUCAAAUUUGUUGUAUUUGCAAACUUUUCCAUUGUUGGCAUGAAUGUGAGUCUCAUGUGGAACUCUGUGGGGUUUUAUCAGAUUGCAAAGCUCAGCAUGAUUCCAGUUUCUUGUUUAUUGGAAGUUGUCCUGGAUCAUAUUCGAUAUUCAAGAGACACAAAGCUUAGUAUACUUGUUGUUCUCAUAGGUGUUGGUGUUUGCACAGUGACUGAUGUCAGUGUUAACACAAAGGGCUUUCUUGCAGCUGUUAUUGCUGUUUGGAGCACUUCCUUGCAACAAUAUUAUGUACACUUUUUGCAACGGAAGUACUCUCUCGGAUCAUUCAACCUCUUGGGCCAUACUGCCCCAGUUCAGGCUGCGACGCUGCUGAUCAUUGGGCCCUUCUUGGAUUUCUGGUUGACAAAUAAAAGAAUUGAUAUGUAUGAUUUCAACGUGGUAUCUGUGUUAUUCAUUGCACUGUCCUGCACAAUAGCAGUGGGCACCAACCUAAGUCAGUUCAUCUGUAUUGGAAGAUUCACUGCUGUUUCCUUCCAAGUCCUCGGCCACAUGAAAACGAUCCUUGUUUUGUUCCUGGGUUUCUUGUUCUUUGGCAGAGAAGGUCUGAACUUACAAGUUGUUCUAGGCAUGGUUUUAGCAGUGGUCGGAAUGAUCUGGUAUGGCAACGCUUCAUCCAAACCUGGAGGCAAAGAGCGUCGGAAUUACUCACUUACUGUGGACAAGUCUCAGAAACAUGCUGGUUCAGAACACGGUGAUGAGAAGGUUUAGGUUUAGCUACGGAGAGGAUGAGUUUAUUUUUUGAAACCCGCGGAAGGGCCUGCUGAUCUCAGUAACAUUCUAACUUCACAGUCCGUCGGUACGUUUGCAUUCCUUUUUUUGUAGGAUAUACUCUGCUCUCUUUUACUGUCUGCGGCUUGAUGGAGGGAUUCCAGGUUAAUCAGUCAGAUUCCUGGAAAAAUUGCGAUGUUUUCAUCCACAUAGUAAAUUGUUGUCAUUUUGUUACGAAGAAACAAACAAGUUCCAAACUUGUAGCCGAUCUAGAUCCUUCUUGGUGAAUAUAUUUUCGUUAGAUGUGGAUGCUGAAACUCUUAUGUAUCCUCCUAUUAAUUUAUUGCAAUACAGCUCAUUACUUCUGUUA